Messenger RNA from Pseudocercospora fijiensis CIRAD86, 2643 nucleotides. RefSeq lists its product as uncharacterized. Lineage: Eukaryota; Fungi; Ascomycota; Dothideomycetes; Mycosphaerellales; Mycosphaerellaceae. The transcript is spliced from 2 exons. The record is from RefSeq and is a predicted model, not a curated record. Gene Ontology annotation, biological process: peptide catabolic process; proteolysis. Gene Ontology annotation, molecular function: zinc ion binding; metalloaminopeptidase activity; peptide binding. Gene Ontology annotation, cellular component: cytoplasm. Bases 1 to 2643 code for a protein of 880 amino acids.
AUGUGCAGACGGGAGGCGGAAGGCGCCGAUGCCAACAUGGACAUCAGUAAAGGCAGAGAAGUGCUGCCAAAGAACGUCAAGCCGCUGCACUACAAUGUCACACUUGAUCCUGACUUCAAGAGCUUCAAGUACACCGGCACGGUGGAGAUCGAGCUGGCCGUAGUCGAGGACACCGAGUCGAUAUCGGUGAACGCUCUAGAGCUGGACAUCACAGAGACGAAGCUUGUCAAGACCUCAGAUGGCAGCGUCAUCGCCGCCUCGCCAACUCUCAGUCAUGACGAAGACUCGCAAACGACCAAGAUCGACCUUCACCAUACCGUGCCCGCAAACAGCAAGGUGACUCUCGUUCAAAAGUUCAUCGGCACACUGAACGACAAUAUGGCUGGCUUCUACCGAUCAUCCUACAAGGGAGCCGACGGCAAGGAUGCAUACAUCGCAACAACACAAAUGGAGCCUACCGACUGUCGGAGGGCGUUCCCAUGCUUCGACGAGCCAGCACUGAAGGCCACCUUCACUGUGACAUUAGUUGCGGACAAGAAGCUUACUUGUCUUAGUAACAUGGAUGUCGCCAACGAGAAGGAGAUGGACAACGGUCGAAAGGCCGUCACGUUCAACAAGACACCGCUCAUGUCCACUUACCUGCUGGCAUUCAUCGUCGGUGAGCUGCAAGUGCAUGAGAUAAACUCUUUCCGUGUUCCAGUGCGCGUUUUCUGCACCCCAGACAAGGACAUCACACAUGGCCACUUCUCCGCGGAUCUAGCAGCCCGGACGCUGAAAUUCUACGAAGAACAAUUCGACAGCGCAUUCCCGCUUCCAAAGAUGGACAUGGUAGCCAUUCCGGAUUUCUCGGCAGGCGCUAUGGAGAACUGGGGCCUGGUCACCUAUCGUGUAGUAGAUCUCCUGCUUGACGAGAAGAAUGUCAGUGCAUCGACAAAGCAACGUGUCGCAGAAGUCGUUCAGCACGAGCUUGCUCACCAGUGGUUCGGCAACUUGGUGACCAUGGACUUCUGGGAUGGCCUGUGGUUGAACGAAGGCUUCGCUACCUGGAUGUCCUGGUACAGCUGUAACAUCUUCUAUCCAGAAUGGAAGGUCUGGGAAGGCUACGUCACAGACAAUCUCCAAUCCGCCCUUGGCCUUGACUCGCUGCGAAGCUCUCAUCCGAUCGAGGUGCCCGUCAAGCGGGCUGAUGAAAUCAACCAGAUCUUCGAUGCUAUCUCCUACUCCAAGGGUUCGUGUGUCCUGCGCAUGAUUUCUAAGCACCUCGGCGAGAGUGUCUUCAUGGAGGGCAUAAGACGGUACCUCAAGAAGCACGCAUACGGCAACACCACCACAGGCGAUCUCUGGGCAGCGCUUAGUGACGCUAGCGGGAAAGAUGUGGAGCGCGUUGCCGACAUCUGGACGAAGAACAUCGGCUUUCCGGUCGUCACUGUGACCGAAGACGCCAAGAACAGCUCCAUCCACGUUAAGCAGAAUCGGUUCCUGAGAACAGCUGAUGUCAAGCCAGAGGAAGACCAGGUUCUCUAUCCGGUGUUUCUCGGCCUCCGUACUAAGAAGGGCGUGGACGAGGAGCUCACUCUGAACCAGCGCGAGAGCGACUUCAAGGUCCCAGACCUUGACUUCUUCAAGCUGAACGCUGACCACUCUGGUAUUUACCGCACUUCGUACCAGCCAGAGCGACUCAAGAAGCUGGGUGAGAACGCUAAGGCUGGCCUGCUGACCGUAGAGGAUCGAGCUGGCAUGAUCGCAGAUGCGGGUGCGCUGUCCGCUGCUGGCUACCAGAAGACGGAUGGUCUGCUUUCGUUGGUCAAGGGCUUUGACACCGAACCUGACUUUGUCGUAUGGGAUGAACUUGCUGCUCGUGUAGGCUCGGUCAGAUCUGCAUGGAUUUUCGAGGACCAAAAGGUCAAGGACGCCCUCAAAGCGUUUGCGCGCGACUUGUAUAGCAAGAAGGCGCACGAGCUUGGCUGGGAGUUCAGUGAUAAGGACGGCCACAUCGAGCAGCAGUUCAAGUCCUUGAUGUUUGGCACCGCCGCCUCUGCAGGUGAUGAGAAGACUAAGAAGGCCGCUUUCGACAUGUUCGAGAAGUUCGUCGCCGGCGAUCGUGCUGCCAUUCACCCCAAUCUCCGCUCCUCGGUCUAUGGUGUCGUCCUCUCCAACGGAGGCAAGAAGGAAUACGAUGCACUCGUAAAAGAGUACGAGACUGCCUCGUCAAGUGAUGAGCGCAACGCUGCGCUUCGCUCGCUUGGUCGCGCUCGUGACCCUGAACUGAUCCAACGCACCCUGGCCUACUCUCUCAGCAAGCACGUCAAGGAGCAAGACAUUUACCUGCCUCUUGCCGGACUUCGGGCUCAUCGUGAGGGCAUCGAAGCAUUCUGGGCGUGGAUGAAGGAGAAUUGGGACACCCUCAGGCAGAAGCUGCCACCUUCAUUCACUCUGCUGGGCUCAGUUGUCUCUAUGGCAACAUCCUCCUUCACCAAGCAGGAGCAGCUCGACGACGUCAACAAGUUCUUCGAGGGCAGGAGCACCAAGGGUUUCGAUCGCAACUUGGCGCAGUCCAACGAUGCCGUCAAGGCCAAGAUCGGCUGGCUGGAGCGUGAUUCUGCGUCCGUCACUGCAUGGCUCAAGGAAAACAAGUAUCUGUAA